GACGUUUCUCUUCCCUUCUACCCCAUCUAUCCACCAACUCUCCCAUUUUAAAGUUUUCUUAUUAUCCUUUUUCUCUUUGUCCCGUUGAAAAUGAUGUCUUCUUCCUUUGUUAAAAGCUCAGUUUCUUUGAACUUGAGCUCGAUGUCUACUGAUGCCGCCGAUCAGAUGGGAUCCGCUAAUCAGCCCUCCGGGGAGAUCCACGUCAUCAUCGGGCCCAUGUUUGCAGGCAAGACCACCUCUUUACUUCGCCGUGUCAAAUUGGAAUCCGACAGUGGCAGAAGUGUUGCCAUGAUAAAGUCAAGCAAGGACACAAGAUAUGCCACAGAUGCAGUGGUGACCCAUGAUGGGGUGAAGUUCCCCUGUUGGUCAAUGCCAGAUCUUUCAUCCUUUAAGCAGAAAAUUGGAGUUGAUGCCUACGAAAAGGUAUUUCAAUUGUAAUCCCUUGUGCGUUUGGCUUGAUUUGCUG
This is a messenger RNA of Coffea arabica (coffee), 466 nucleotides long. The record is from RefSeq and is a predicted model, not a curated record. NCBI's taxonomy places the organism in Eukaryota, Viridiplantae, Streptophyta, Magnoliopsida, Gentianales, Rubiaceae.